GCGACGAUGAGCCCCCACGAGGCCCCGCUUGCGCGGCGCCGUUCCCCGCGGACGCGGGUGGGAGGCGAAGGCGCGUCUCCCCGUGGGCUGCGGGGCGCGGAGUGGGCGCGGUGCUGUCCGCGGUGCUGAAGGGGCGCGGCGCUCUCCGCGGUGCUGAAGGGGCGAGGCUCUGUCCGCGGUGUUGAAGGGGGCGAGGCGCCCUGAGGGUGCCGCUCGCUUCCGCCGCCGCCUCGGGGCGCGACCUGCGCGGCCGCGUUGGGAGCAGCGCUGCGCGGGUGGGCGGGCGGGGGCAGCGCGGACACGCCAGGGCUCCUCGCCGUCCGAGGGAUUUAGCCAGCGGCUCCGGGGCGCGGGGUGCUUCGCAGCUGUCUGCCUACGGCGGCGAAUCGCACCCCUCCCCCUCCAGCUCUUCAGCCGGGGACACCGCCAGCGCCAAACCGAGAUUGCUUUGAAACGCUCCCGCAAAGGGAUCUCCGUCCCCUCCCAGCCGGGCAUGGCACUGCCUCCACCCGCCACCACUGAAGCCUGCAAGGCCGAGAAGACUUUCUGACCGUGCCUGGCAACUCCGCGCUGCCGGGAAACCCGGGGGCUGCCUGCAGCGCUCUCAGACUCCCCGCUCGCUGCCGCACACAGGCGCGCUCCCUCGCCCUCGCCCUCGCCCCCCCCCCCCCCCCCCCGGCUCCGCACGCCGUCUCUCCCUCUCUCACACACACACGCGCGCACGCUUUCUCUCACUCUCCCUUUACCCGGACGUGCACUGAUGAUAGCCGUUUAAUGAGGGGGGGGAAGUUAAGAGAUUAAACCAAUAUGAACCAUCGUUGCUCGUAGCGGUGCCCUAUCCAGAGCAGAGCAGAAUCCAGCGAGCACCCCUGCAGGAAUGGAGUCGGUAAAACAAAGGAUUUUGACCCCUGGCAAGGAGGGAUUGAAGAAUUUUGCUGGAAAAUCUCUUGGUCAACUCUACAGAGUCCUAGAGAAGAGGCAGAAGCCCGGGGACACCAUCGAGCUGACGGAAGAUGGAAAGCCCAUGGAAAUGCCCGAGAAGAAAGCUCCUCUGUGCGACUGUACCUGCUUCGGGCUGCCCCGGAGGUACAUCAUUGCCAUCAUGAGUGGACUGGGAUUCUGCAUUUCCUUCGGAAUCCGAUGUAACUUGGGAGUGGCCAUCGUGGAUAUGGUCAAUAACAGCACCAUACACCGAGGAGGAAAAAUUAUUAAAGAGAAAGCGAAGUUUAAUUGGGAUCCUGAAACAGUUGGCAUGAUCCACGGCUCUUUUUUCUGGGGAUACAUAAUCACCCAGAUCCCCGGCGGGUAUAUCUCGUCCCGGCUGGCAGCUAACAGAGUAUUUGGUGCCGCUAUCCUGCUGACAUCCUCCCUCAACAUGUUAAUACCGUCUGCAGCCAGGGUGCACUACGGGUGUGUCAUCUUUGUUAGGAUCUUGCAGGGCCUUGUAGAGGGGGUCACCUACCCUGCCUGCCACGGUAUUUGGAGCAAGUGGGCCCCCCCAUUAGAAAGAAGUAGGUUAGCAACCACUUCCUUUUGUGGUUCCUAUGCAGGAGCUGUUAUUGCAAUGCCUUUAGCUGGAAUUCUAGUGCAAUAUACUGGGUGGUCUUCGGUAUUCUAUGUGUAUGGGAGCUUUGGUAUAGUCUGGUAUAUGUUUUGGCUUUUGGUUUCAUACGAGAGCCCUGCAAAGCAUCCUACGAUCACAGAUGAAGAAAGGAGAUACAUAGAAGAAAGCAUUGGAGAGAGUGCCAACCUUCUAGGUGCAAUGGAAAAAUAUAAAACUCCAUGGAGAAAAUUUUUUACAUCUAUGCCAGUCUAUGCAAUAAUUGUUGCAAACUUCUGUAGAAGCUGGACUUUUUACUUGCUGCUUAUUAGUCAGCCUGCUUACUUUGAGGAAGUCUUUGGAUUUGAAAUAAGCAAGGUGGGUAUCUUAUCUGCUGUGCCGCAUUUAGUGAUGACAAUUAUUGUCCCUAUUGGGGGACAAAUUGCCGACUUUUUAAGAAGCAGGCAGAUUCUUUCAACCACUACUGUGAGAAAGAUAAUGAACUGUGGAGGUUUUGGUAUGGAAGCGACUCUUCUUCUCGUGGUGGGAUAUUCUCACAGUAAAGGAGUGGCUAUUUCAUUCUUAGUGCUUGCAGUAGGCUUUAGUGGAUUCGCCAUAUCUGGAUUCAAUGUCAACCACUUAGACAUUGCCCCGAGGUAUGCCAGCAUCUUAAUGGGGAUUUCUAAUGGAGUCGGGACCUUGUCUGGAAUGGUUUGCCCUAUAAUUGUUGGAGCGAUGACAAAGAACAAGACACGUGAAGAGUGGCAGUAUGUCUUCCUCAUUGCUGCUUUAGUUCAUUACGGAGGUGUUAUCUUCUAUGGCAUAUUUGCUUCAGGAGAGAAACAACCUUGGGCAGACCCUGAACAGACAAGUGAAGAGAAGUGUGGCUUUAUUCACGAAGAUGAACUUGCUGAAGAGACAGGGGACAUUACUCAGAAUUAUGUAAAUUAUGGUACCACCAAGUCUUAUGGUGCUACAACCCAGGUCAACGGUGGCUGGCCUAAUGGUUGGGAGAAAAAAGAGGAAUUUGUACAAGAGGAAGUACAAGACUCAUACAACUACAAGGAAGGAGAUUAUUCAUAACAAACCUAAAUAUUGGGUAUAUUUUGUAGUGUUUGUGAUUAAAUUCAUUGUGAUUGUUUGCACACAGGAAUAAAAUGUGGUAUAAACAUGUAAACACAUAUCAAACAGGAAGGUCUUACUGUAAAAAAAAAUCAUUAAAGUGCAAUCUGUAUGAGUUGUGACAUUUCAUCACUUUCAUUAGGUUAUAUUUGUUCUAUUAACAUUAGAGUUUUAAGGGUUUACUGGUCAAAACUAUAGAGGCAAUUAGAUACUUACAGUAUACAAGAGCUAAAACUCAUAACUAAGGUUUAAAGCACAACUAAGCAACCAAGUUGGCACAUCUAAUGCUCUUUUUAGAAAGCCAAAAUUACUUGAUAAUUAAAAUGCACUUAUAUAUUUGUUACACUGUAUUGAAAGAGAUUGUGUUAAAUACACACGUUUACUCAGUGCAAUGUAGGAAUUGUGUGUUUAGUCUAAGACAAGAGCUUUCUUAAACAAGAAAGGUUGCGUCCUAGGCAUUUACAGAGGAUUGAUCCGGUUCCCUUAAUGGUAAUUGUAUCAAGCCUAAAGAAAAAAUAGGGCAUAUUGUAUGUUUAUCGUGAUUACAUGCUGCAGGCUACUCUGUGAUGAAUAAAGGACUUAUUUAGGAGUUUUAUACUGAAUGUUUGGGCACAAAUUCUUAUUUCUAUUCUUUACAGAACCUUAUGAAAUUAUAGGCAUUGUCUUGUUCUUCCCUGCAUUUAUCAACUAAUAUAAAAACAAUAUAAAAUGUUAAGCCUGACUUUUCAUGCAGACUGUCAAAUCCCUUUAUCAAAAAACAAGCUUUAUUAUUCUUUUCUUUGCAGUAUAUUCCAACUUUGUACUGGUGUCUUUAGAGAGAGAGAAAAAAACCAAAAUAACCUAGAAAAAGAUAUAGUCUUUUACAAAAUUCCAAAGAGAAAUUUACUAUGAGUAAGUAGCCCUAUAAAAAAGGAUGUAUUUGUUUUGCAGAAUAUUUUGAAGCCAAAAGAAGAAACAGAGAAUAAUUUAACCCUUAUUCUUCCCUUAAUAGCUUUCAUAUUUUUACACAUCGUGCCACAGUUGUAUACAUAGAUAUAAGUUUAUUGAAGAUACUGUAAUUAUAGAAAAUGUUGCUAUUUUAGAAAUCCCUGAAAUAAAAAAUGUAUUUGUCUUUCGAUUAAAACUAAUAAUAAUGGACACUGAAUAUGAGUAACAUAUAAACUCACAAUAAACCAAAGUGGCAAAUAACUAGUGUUGGGUUGAAAGAAGCCAACAAGCAUCACGCUUGUCUUUUUAGCAUAACUCAACAGUGACUGCAACAUUAGUGUACCAAGCAAUAAGUGCAAUGCAUUAUGAAGUGCAUAAUCUUCUAGACUAUAUAUUAACCUUCAUUUAGAUUGUUGUAUGUAUUUGGGGUUGUUGGGAUUAAACCAAACUGAACCAAACUGAAGUUAGCAACGCCAGACCACUUCUUAAUACUCUAAAAUGACAACAAUGAUCCAUUUCUUAAUUCAAUCAAAUGAUUAUUAUUGUAUGUAAUAAUCCAUUCUGGAUUCUUGGUCUGUUCAUUGUAUUGUGCUAGUGAUUGGAAACCCUGCUACCGCAAUAUACAACUUGAGGAUUGUUUCUUCUCCUUUUUUUUAAUGCAAAUCAUACCUUGACCUUAAGAGAAAAAUAUUUUGCUUUGUGCCUCAAAGUGAUGUAAAAUGUGACCAUAGCUUUUGCUGUGUUUAAUGAAAAAGAUGUGGACUGUGUCACUUUUGUUGCUGCAAAAAGUGUUAAUAAAAUGCUCUAUUUAUCCUUUUAUAUAAAAAA
This is a messenger RNA of Grus americana (Whooping crane), 4417 nucleotides long. RefSeq names its product solute carrier family 17 member 6 (gene SLC17A6). Gene Ontology annotation, molecular function: neurotransmitter transmembrane transporter activity; L-glutamate transmembrane transporter activity. Gene Ontology annotation, biological process: monoatomic anion transport; neurotransmitter loading into synaptic vesicle; synaptic transmission, glutamatergic. NCBI's taxonomy places the organism in Eukaryota, Metazoa, Chordata, Aves, Gruiformes, Gruidae. The record is from RefSeq and is a predicted model, not a curated record. The transcript has 12 exons. Gene Ontology annotation, cellular component: excitatory synapse; synaptic vesicle membrane. Bases 878 to 2623 code for a protein of 581 amino acids.